UAAUGAAGUGAGUUUAUCACGAGCAGACAGCAUCUCCACUAUACUACGUACAAACUGAUGGAAAGUCGAUAGACGAGGAGUAAUAUCUUAUAUCUGGUGCGAUACUGUACAUUUAGACCAUUUAUUCUUGGCACAUUCGUUUUUUUAACUAUAAACUCAACUCAACAUGUAAGCGCUGCUGGUACCCAGACAUACCCGACGGUUCAUCUUGUGGUGUUUUAACUGUUACCAACAUGAUUCCUCCAGCGAACAUGAUUCAGGACGACAUGAUGGGCAAGGAAAACGAAAAUGAGCUGCGUGAGCCUCAGUCCCCAUCAUCCGUCAGCCAGCAGGAGUCCAAGUUGCAGAGGUUAAAGCGUUCAUUGUCCUUCAAGACCAAAAGUCUUCGCAGCAAAAGUGCUGAUAAUUUUUUCCAGCGGCCCAUUGAGAAUGCAAAGUUUCAAAGCGACCUACUCUCUGAUGUCAGCAGCAGCACGGGACACCUGAGUACCCUCAUCGUGUCCGUCUCAGCCCCUCCAGCGAUGUCCCUUCCUCCAUCCCCCCCUCCGCUGCCCCCUGUGAUCCCUGGCAACCUGCCCAUCACAAUAUGUUCUCCAUCCCGUGCCCCCCGCCAGACAGACCCUAAUGCACACACCUUUCUAGAGCACAUCUUCAAGAAGCCCCACUUUUGUGAUGUCUGCAACCACAUGAUUGUAGCUUGUCAAGGUGGAGCAGGCAAGGUGUUUGGCACCAAUGCUAAGCUGGGCCUCCGGUGCAAAGCCUGCAAGAUGGGUAUCCACCACAAGUGCCUGGAUGGAGUUGGACAGCAAAGAUGCAUGGGGAAACUGCCCAAAGGUUUUCGGAGAUAUUCAAGCUCCCCUAUGCUAAUUCAGGAACAAUUUGGAUGCAUCAGGGAGGUUAUGCCCAUUGCCUGUGGCAGUAAAGUUGACCCAGUAUACGAGACACUGAGAUUUGGAACCUCUCUGGCACAAAAGACUAAGCGGACCAGUGGAUCGGAGUCGCCACAGAGAAACUCGACUAGUGAUGUAGCUCAGGUACCAGAAGAGAAGGCCACACAAAGCAGCAGAGUUCAACUCGUCAGGAAGCCCAGUGACAAUGUUUUUAUGCCUUUGGAGAAUGGAACAGAACAUUUUCAUGUUGCUGAGAGGAAAUCAGAAGGUUCGCCAUCAAACAGAGAGUUGAAGAGGGCCUCUCUGCAACUCAAUACUUAUGUAGCUUUGUUCAGAUUUACCCCACAAGACUGCCAAGAUCUGGAAAUGAGACCUGGGGAUCGAAUAAUCCUGGAAGAUGAUUCCAAUGAUGAUUGGUGGAAGGUAAAAUCAUUACAGAUUUAUGGACUGUUCGAUAAAAGACCCCAAACUGACACCAAAGGUAUAAUCGAGGAUAGGAUAGGUUAUUUCCCAGCAUCCUUUGCGCAUCAGGUUAAUGUGGGGGACAGGGUAUUUAGAUGUAAUCGAACCUUUAUCGGGUGUAAGGAACAAGGGCAGAUCACCUUGAAAGUGGGGCAAAUUUGUGUCAGCAGUGAGGAUGAACACAAUGGCUUCAUCAGAGUAGACAGUGGGAAAAAGAGAGGAUUCGUGCCCUGUGACGUCCUGGAGAAUAUAUGAAGUGAAAGAUUAGAGAGAAGAGAAGUGAGUCGUGGAAGAAGGCUGAUGGCUCGAGCACUGCCUCUGUGACUAUUUCAAUGAAAUGCAAGGCCACCUGAAAGUACAGGAAUGAUCUGUGUAUGGUGAGCAAACACUGAAGGGGUCUCAGGAGGGAUCAGAACACCUCUGUAUUCAUCACAGACAAAUGAAGGACAGAUGUGUUUCUCAUUAAUUGCUGAAUGUAUGUCAUUUGGUAAUUUUUCCUUGUUCGAGAGAAUUAUGUGUUUUCUGUAUUUAAUUUAUUGAAUGUUAGGUCAUUAACUGCAGCAGUUUUCACUACCUGUAAAAAUGUUCACUACAGCAUCUUAAGUCACUUUGACCUGAUUUGAGGUAUCUUUAUUGUUAAUGGUGAAGUGUGUAAUCUCUCCACCAAUAAUGUCACCAAACAGAAUAUUUAAUUAUAAUUUAAAAUUAUUUCCGGAACACUUCCUCGGUCUACUGUUGAUCGAACUAACAGAAAGACCAAACGUAUGCCAUUUGAUUGAGCCAAUGUAGCUGUGUUGGGCUGGUCGGGAUGCUCAUAAAAAAAAGCAAUGUUAUGAUAGCGCCACACCUUAAAAAUGCCUUAUUUCUAAUUGUCUCUCCAUUUAAACUGGGAUAAAAAAAGGUAUGUAAACAUUGGACAAUUACAUACUUCACCUUUAAAGAAAUAUACAGUAUUUUAUGCCUCAAGUAUUUUCAUAAAAUCCAUUACAUGUCUGAUUCUUUUUAUGUAAUAUGUUUUGUUAGGAUAUGUUGUUUUUCAAUGGUAAAAUAAUUUUGAUUACCUUUGAUGCUGUCAGUGACACACAAAUUUGAAUUUGACAGUUUUCUUUAUUCUCCAGUUUACAAAGCACUGUGAUCCACAUGUGCUUUAUAAAAGUAGAGCAGAAUGUGAUGAAAAGAACUCCUUCACCGAAAACUGAUCGUAUCUCAAUUCUGUUCAGAUUCUUUAAGAGUUUUUUCACAUGGUACUUCAGAAAUCAAAGGCUUCUAAAAAAACUAAAUAAAAAAAACAAUCUUUGAAAUAACUCAUCCUUGGGUAUGAAAAAACUAUGGGGAUUAAAGGAGAAUAAAAGAACAUGCCAGGUCUGUAAGAAAGAUCUCUUCAUGUUAUAAAUGUCCUGCGCAGCUGUCUUUAUUUCUCAAACUUAUGAAAUGUCAUCCGUACUGAUUAUUUUUAUGAUUAAGUAAACAGAAAGCAUUAUAUUUUUUAAUUUUAGGGAUGAAAGAAUGUUAAAAUUUUGAUGUUAAAAUUUUGAAUAUUAAAAACUAAAUGAAGCAGAGAUACGUAGAUAUUUGCAUUUGUAAGGCAGAUAUGAAUGAAGAACAUUAAGUCAUUUAAAUUAAGAUUUUAGGUUUAAUUAUUUAUUUAUUUGGGACUGGUCAUGGAGAAGUACUAGUCAUCAUGAAUUGUCUGUUCUAAAUGAUACAUAAUCUCUGUCUCUUGUUAAGAUGUCUUGUUGAGCUGUUUCUACAUAAUUUAACUCAUCAUCAUGUCUUGUCUUUUGAUUAUAUUUCAAUUUGAGCUAAAUAUGAUGUUGGCUGACUGUACAGUCUCA
Messenger RNA from Xyrauchen texanus (razorback sucker), 3187 nucleotides. It is a transcript of the gene stac, whose product is annotated as SH3 and cysteine rich domain. Gene Ontology annotation, biological process: positive regulation of protein localization to plasma membrane; positive regulation of voltage-gated calcium channel activity; skeletal muscle contraction. Gene Ontology annotation, molecular function: transmembrane transporter binding. Gene Ontology annotation, cellular component: extrinsic component of cytoplasmic side of plasma membrane. NCBI's taxonomy places the organism in Eukaryota, Metazoa, Chordata, Actinopteri, Cypriniformes, Catostomidae. The coding region runs from base 234 to 1607 and encodes 457 amino acids. The record is from RefSeq and is a predicted model, not a curated record. The transcript is spliced from 12 exons.